Messenger RNA from Mytilus californianus (California mussel), 1807 nucleotides. Its product is annotated as charged multivesicular body protein 2b-like. The record is from RefSeq and is a predicted model, not a curated record. Bases 132 to 770 code for a protein of 212 amino acids. Gene Ontology annotation, cellular component: multivesicular body; ESCRT III complex. Gene Ontology annotation, biological process: late endosome to vacuole transport; endosome transport via multivesicular body sorting pathway; protein transport. Lineage: Eukaryota; Metazoa; Mollusca; Bivalvia; Mytilida; Mytilidae. The transcript is spliced from 8 exons.
CUCUGGUUUGUUGCUUCCGGGUUUGUCACAAUCAUGUGAAGAAAACUGAUUUUGCUAUUUAAAUUAGAAUAAGUUGACUCAUUUCCAAACAAUAUACAUAUCAAGGUGUAAACAUACAAGAAGUUGAAAAAAUGUCGUUCUUCUCAAAGAAACCAACUGUUGAACAAUCAAUAAAACAGAAUGACAGAGUUCUAAGAAAAACUCAGAGAGAUUUAGAAAGAGACAGACAUAAGCUGGAACUUGAAGAAAAGAAACUUGAAAUGGAAAUUAAAAAAGCUGCUAAACAGAAUAAUAAACAGGCAUGUGUAGUUCUAGCAAAACAAUUGGUAAAUUUGAGGAAACAGAAGACAAAAAGUUUUUCAAUGGGCAGCAAAGUAGGAGCUAUAGGCAACCAACAGAAGUUAAUGCAUUCGAAUAUGAAGAUGGCUGGUGCCAUGGGAACUACAACAAAGACAAUGCAACAAAUGAACAAAGUUAUGGAUCCAGUGAAGAUGGCAAAGACAAUGCAAGACUUUGAAAGAGAGAACGCUAAAAUGGGAAUGACAGAAGAAAUGGUAAAUGACACCUUAGAUGAUAUUCUAACAGAAUCAGGAGAUGAAGAGGAAGAAGAUGCAGUUGUAUCACAGGUUCUGGAUGAAAUUGGUAUUGAAAUCUCAGGAAAGAUGGUAGAUGCACCUUCUGCACACAGAGGAAAAUUAGGAGAAUCUUCCAAAUCAAGAGUCACAGACGAUGAUAUAGAGAAACAAUUAGCAGCACUGAAAGAUUUAUAGUAGAUCAUGUAUUUGUGGAUGUGUGUGGUUGUGUGAGUGAAGCUCUGAAUGAAUCCUGAACUGUAUACAGUUUGAUAUACUGUGAUAUUUUGUAUGUUAAUUAACUGUAUGAGAGCUAGCUGGUCGUGGCAUUAUUUAUUUUACCUUCAUAUGUAUAUGUGCAUAUGCAUUUAGUAUCAAAUUAAGUAUGAUAUGAAAUUUAAAUAUCUGUCUGAAAAAAAAUGGAAGAAGAACUUCAGAGAACAAAAAUUUCAGUAUUCAGUAAAUUAUAAAAUUGAAUAGGUAAAUAAAUAAAUAGACGAACACAAGAGUUCUGAUCUGAUUAUCAUGAUUAUUAAAUUUUAACAACAAAAAUUUAAAAAAGAAUUAUCUGAGUAGUAUUAAUACAUUCUUCAUAAAUUUUAGUCAUUUAUCACAUGUCAAUAUAUUAAUAAAUUGAUUUCAUAAUUUAAAGAAUUUAAUUCAUAUUUAGAAAUCUCUGUAAAAUUAUAAGAUGUAGGUUUCAUUUGCCUCUGUAAAAAGGAGCAAUUCUAGAACUUUCAUUUGUUACAUGAAAUUUGGAAAAGCUAUUUUUAAGUUUUUGGUCUAACAAAAAAUGUUGUGCAUAGGCUUAAAAGAAUGUGACAUUAUCUUGAUAUUCAAGGCAAUAAAAUGCAUGUUUUAAUUGUAUCACUACCUAAAUUUUCAGUCAUUUCGAUUUUAAAUGGUUUGUUCCUAUGUGUAAAUUUUGUUUAUAACUUGUUGUUAUUGGAUUUGUUGGAUAUAUGAAACAUUUAUAUAAUAAGUAAAAUAAAAUAUGUAAGGCAUUUGCUGUCAAAUAUAUGAUGGACAAAUAUUGUACCUAUUAUAGCCGCCAAAGUUCAGAAUCAAAGUUGACCCAAUAAAGCAUAAGCAAAACGAGGGAAAAGUAUAGUGUAUUUCAUACUCUGCAAUUUUGAAUCUGGUAGUACUCUUUUUUUGUGUAUUUAAAUUCAGUAAGAGACGUAAUUAUAUUGGAUUGUCACCAAUAUGAACUUUUAAUAAAUUAUCCAAUCAGA